AGUAAAGAGAAACUGAAGGAGCUAAACUCUCAAAAGCUCUAUUGGAGAUGCCGUUUGACCGCAGUGGCCAUCACAUCGCGAUCUGAGUCCUCCUCCUUUGUAUUGUUGCUCCCCUCGUCUCUUCCUUCGUCUACGGUAACGGCAGCAGGGAACGGUGGAACAAGGAGGCUUCAGAUCUUCGCUCCAGGUUCCUAUUUGUACCCGUGGAUAGGCAUUGCAAGGUCGAGGGAUCCCCCGACGACGGUCGCCAUGUUGAGGCAGGUAUCCAGUAGGAACCAGAGGGGAAAAGGGAGUCAUAAGAUGAAGACUGUUCUUCACAUGUGUCUUUUGAUUGCCAUCUGCAUCUGGUUGCUCUGUCGAAUGAAUCACUCCCAUGACAAGAAGGAAACAUUUGAAGAGAGGAGGGAGAAGGGUGACGAGAGGUGGUUCAACAUUAGAAGAUUUGGGAGGGAGGAUCUGCCUCACAUAGCUGAAGUAGCGGACAGGGGUGAGGACAAGGGUGUCGAUGAGGUGAAAAAAGAUUCUAUUGCAGUAGGACAUGGAAUUAGGCAGGAAGAAGUCAUGGAUGAAGGUGGAUCUGAUGUGGAACUUGAGGAUGAAGAAGAAGCUGGCCUUGAAGAAGAAAAGGAGGAUCAAUCAAAGGAAUGGGAUGGGAUUGAUGACCAUGAACACAAUGAGGCAGUUCAUAAGGCUCGUGAAAUAAGUUUCAAAGGAGACGAUGUGUCCAGUGAAGUAGUCCAUACCAUUCAAGAAGUGGACCAUAAAGAAGCAUCUCAGGCAGCACAAGAAAGAAGUUUUAAGGCCGAUGAUGCUUCUAGUGCUGUAGCUCAUGUGGUCCAAGCGAAUGAAUUUGAAAAUGAAGCAAUGAAGAACCUUGACAGAAAUAAGUCAGAUGAUAAGAAGAGGAAAGGAGAGACUGGAGACGUGCCUGAAGGAAACCAAAGAUAUGAAUCUAAAAAUGGAGCAGUGGAGAAACUUUGUGAGAAUGAUCCCCAUGGUAAGGAGAACAAAGAGGAGGCUCAGCAUGUGCUAAAAGAAAAGCUAGAUUUUGAAUCUGAACGCCGAGCAAAAAAGAACAUUGACAAAAAUGAAUCAGAUGUUAGAAAGGAAGAAAAUUCAUUUGCCUCCAUGCUACUAGAUAAUACCAGAGGGAACAAUUCAAGUAUUAAUCAUCAAGGAAGUUUGACUGCAAAUAAUGCUACAUUUGCCAGUAGAUCUGAAACUCCAAUCCUAGACAAGAUGUCUCUCCAAGAUAUGACUGUAGUUGAAUCCAAAAAUGAAGGUCAACAACCUGAUAUGAGAAUUUCAAGCGUCGUCAACAAUCAAACCAGCAAAGAGACACAAUUGUCAACAGAUGCAGGCGAAUUGCUAGCAAAUUCCUCAUAUUUUUUGAAUCAUAAGCUCUAUUUUCAGAAGAACUCUACUACUGUAUCUAUAGAGUUGGUUGAAUCUCCAGUUAACCUGAUAAUGAAGCCGGAUCCAGCUAAUUCCACAGUUUCUCAAAAUCAAACAACUAUUGUUCAUGAAGAAAUGAAUAAAACAAAGAUGCUAUCUCAAGGCAAGGAAAAGCCUAAGUUGAAGAAUGAACUGACGGAGCAGAAGAUUGAGGCAGUAUCCAUACCAUUGGAAUCAAAGGAGCCCCACAACAAUUCAUCAUCUGAAAAUGGUAACGGAGAAGUUGUUCAAUUGGAAACUAGUAGUUCACUAACAUCCCAAGAGAAAAAUAGAGAUGUGAAUGGCGAACGAUCAAAAUUUUCAGACAUUCGAAACAGAGUAGAUAGCAGUAAGCAGGAAGCUGUAGAAAAAUAGUUGUAGGCGGUGAUUGCAGUUCAUCGCAUCAAUCAUUUUGUUUUCUCAAGCUAUUGCAAAAGGAAAGCUUUGCUGCUUUCAAAUGUUCUGAUGGUAUUCGUUAAUGUUUUUUUUAUAUUAACUAAUUUAAGUUUUCCUCAUUUA
This is a messenger RNA of Zingiber officinale, 1953 nucleotides long. RefSeq lists its product as uncharacterized. NCBI's taxonomy places the organism in Eukaryota, Viridiplantae, Streptophyta, Magnoliopsida, Zingiberales, Zingiberaceae. The transcript has 2 exons. The record is from RefSeq and is a predicted model, not a curated record. The coding region runs from base 250 to 1809 and encodes 519 amino acids.